Messenger RNA from Oryza sativa Japonica Group (Japanese rice), 1548 nucleotides. Lineage: Eukaryota; Viridiplantae; Streptophyta; Magnoliopsida; Poales; Poaceae. The record is from RefSeq and is a predicted model, not a curated record.
AAUAUGAGAUGAGAUCCAAAUUCAAUCUGCCUCUCUACCCCACGAAAGAAAAGAUUCUUCUCUUCGUCGACGACCCGGCCUCUCGCUCUCGUUGCCUUUCUUUCGCGCUCAGUCUCUCUCGGCCAAUUAAGCUGUAGAUCGGCCACCACCACCACCACCACCACCACCAUCCACAGGGCGCUGCAAGCUGGGCCAGGCCUCUCUCUAUCUCUCUCUCUUGAGAGGAGAGAUUAAGUAGGGCAUAGAGAGAAAAAAGCUACUCCUAAUUAAGCCACAGCUUGAGCAGAUCAGCUGCAGGCCGGCCGGUGUGCGUGUGUGACAGUAGGAGAGAGAGCUAGCGAGAGAGAGCAAGGAAUCGGAAUUGAUUUCAUGCACUGAUCGAUCCAUCCAUCAUGCAGAUGCUGCAUGGAUGAGAAGAGCUAGCAGCUAAGCUUUGCUGAAGAAAAUUCUUCAGAGGUUUGUGUUGAUUUGCUGGUCUGCUAGAGAUCGAUCUAGAGAGAGAGAGAGGAAGGGAAGACUGAAGAGAGAUCUCGAGCGGGAGAUCGAGAUGGGGCGAGGCAAGGUGGUGCUUCAGCGGAUCGAGAACAAGAUCAGCCGGCAGGUGACGUUCGCCAAGCGGCGGAACGGCCUGCUCAAGAAGGCCUACGAGCUCUCCAUCCUCUGCGACGCCGAGGUCGCCCUCGUCCUCUUCUCCCACGCCGGCCGCCUCUACCAGUUCUCCUCCUCAUCCAACAUGCUUAAGACGCUUGAGAGAUACCAGAGGUACAUUUAUGCUUCGCAAGAUGCUGCCGCACCAACUAGCGAUGAGAUGCAGAACAACUAUCAGGAAUAUGUGAACUUGAAGGCACAUGUUGAGAUUCUGCAACAAUCACAAAGGAACCUUCUAGGUGAGGAUUUAGCUCCACUGGCUACAAAUGAACUUGAGCAGCUUGAGAGUCAAGUAGUCAGAACCUUGAAGCAAAUCAGAUCAAGAAAGACUCAGGUACUACUUGAUGAACUCUGCGACCUAAAGAGAAAGGAACAAAUGCUACAAGAUGCAAACAGGGUCCUGAAAAGGAAGCUUGACGAGAUCGACGUAGAGGCAGCUCCCCCACAGCCUCCAUGGAACGGAAACUGCAGCAAUGGCCAUGGCGGCGGCGGCGGCGUGUUUUCCAGUGAGCCUCCCCAACCAGAGCACUUCUUCCAGGCCCUCGGGCUUCAUGCCGUGGACGUGAACCAGCCGCCGGCGCCGCCACCGGGCGGUUAUCCUCCUGAGUGGAUGGCCUAGCUAGCUAGCUAGCUACCGUUUCAGCUUCAGUUAAUCAGGGUCAAGUAUCAGCUGAGUUUGGCCAUAUGUAUGGAUUCUAUAUGUUGCUUCAGAAGUUCCUCUCUCCUUCCUCUUCAAUUUGUUGCUAAUUAAGUGCUUGCCAAACUUUUCUCAGUGUAAUGUACUACUACUAUGUAUAGUUUUGUCUUGUAUGAACAGUUUGUGAGUACUGUCACUGCGAGUAAGGUGCGUGAUAUGGUACCGUGAAAACAAAAGCGGGACAACCAUCCUUUUUGCGUUUA